AUCCGGGUUGACGGGGCUCUGGAUGGAGGAGUGUUGUACGAGACAGUGACUGUGAUGAAGGACAGCAGCCCCGUCCUCCGGGACAUGACCUUCUCUCUGGACAGGAACUCUCUCUAUGUCAUGUCCGACAGUCAGGUGGUCCAGGUUCCUGUGGAAGCCUGCGAGCAGUAUGCCACAUGUGCUGAGUGUCUGAGCUCUGGUGAUCCCCACUGUGGCUGGUGUGUCCUGUACAACAUGUGCUCCAGGAAGGAUCGGUGCCUGCGGGCAGAGGAGAGCUUCCGUUUCGCGACCGACGUUGACCGCUGUGUGAAGGUCAUCGCUCACCCGGACAGCAUCGCUGUGUCAGCACAUAGCGUCCCUCUCCUGCUGGAGGUGAAUAAUGUUCCAGAUCUUUCUGCUGGAAUUACCUGCUCAUUUGGCCAGCAGGCUCAAGCAGAGGGUCAUGUCAAUGGGAACAGGGUAAUGUGUCUUUCCCCAACCGGGAAGGAGGUCCCUCGGAUCCCAGAAGGACAAGACUGGGCCGGCGUAGAGCUUCGUCUGAACUCAAAGGAGACGGGUCAAAUGGUUGCAAGCACGGAGGUGAAGUUCUACAACUGCAGCACGCAUAAAAUGUGUCUGUCCUGUGUGAACAGCACUUUCCGCUGCCACUGGUGUAAAUACCGCAACCUCUGCACCCACGACCCAAGCAGCUGUUCUUUCCAGGAGGGGAGAGUCAACGCCUCAGAGGACUGCCCUCAGCUUCUUAAUUCUGGGGAAAUUCUCAUUCCCGCCGGCGAGGUCCGCCCCAUCACCCUGAGGGCCCGGAACCUUCCCCAGCCGCAGUCGGGCCAGCGGGGCUACGAGUGUGUGGUCAGCGUGCAGGGCGUGGGUCACCGCGUCACGGCGCUGCGCUUCAACAGCACCAGCGUGCAGUGCCAGAACAGCUCGUACAUGUACGAGGGUGUGAAGAUCGGUGACCUGGCAGUGGACCUCUCCAUAGUGUGGAAUGGCAACUUCAUCAUCGACAAUCCGGAGAAGAUUAAAGUAAACCUCUACAAGUGCAGUGCCCAGCGGGACAGCUGCGGCAUGUGUCUGCGGGCAGACAGGAAGUUUCAGUGCGGCUGGUGCAACGGCGAGGGCCGCUGCACCAUGAAGCAGCACUGUCCCCCCAUCUCCCCGUACGCCGGCCGCUGGCUGGACCUCUCCGCCAGAAAUGUCAAGUGUACCAACCCACGCAUUACCGAGGUAAGCCCGGUGGCAGGGCCUCUGGAGGGGGGCACACUUGUCACCAUCCAGGGCCUUAACCUGGGUCUCUCCUUCUCUGAGCUGGAGGAUAAUGUGGAAGUGGCAGGGGUGGAGUGCACCCCGCAGGAGGAGGGAUACAUCACUGCAGAGCAGAUUGUGUGCGAGAUGGCCGCAGCUCCUGCUGGAAGCGCACCAGGCCCAGUCAUGCUUUGCGUUGGUGAAUGCAGACCGGAACUGCGUGCACAAUCCUCCCAGCUCUAUUCCUUUGUGAUCCCCACCAUGAUGGCGCUAACUCCAGGCAGAGGACCUGAAUCGGGGGGCACCAAAGUAACCAUUGUCGGGGAGAACCUGGGCGCCGGCAGCACGGUUAACGUGUACUUCGGAAAUCAGACCUGUGAGCUGUACAGGAGGACGAUGUCAGAGAUUGUGUGCUUUUCUGCUCCUUCUGUGACGGGAGCGGGACCGGUGCAAGUCAGUUUGAGCGUCGACCGGGCCAGAGUUCCUGGAAGUCUGGCAUUUGAGUACAUAGAGGACCCCACAGUCCAACGCAUUGAACCCCUCUGGAGCAUCACCAGCGGACACACCACCCUGACAGUUACUGGCACUAACCUGGAUGUGGUUCAAGAACCCCGGGUCCGAGUCAAAUAUGCCGGCCACGAAUCUGUCAACGUGUGCAAAGUUCUGAACACAACCACCAUCAGCUGCUUCGCACCCUCACUUAAGGCGGAGUACACAGCGGACCAGGAGACCGUAAAACACGUGGAUGAGUUUGGCUUUGUCUUCAACAAUGUCCAAGCCCUGCUCACCUACAACAACACAAGCUUUGUCUACUACCCCAACCCUUACCUGGAGCCCCUCAGCCUGUCAGGUGUCCUGGAACAAAAGCCAGGAGCUCCUAUCAUUCUUAAGGGCCGCCACCUCGUGCCCUCUGCGUCUGGUGGAGCCAGACUCAAUUACACCGUGCUAAUAGGAGAUACACCCUGCUCUCUGACUGUGUCUGACACUCAGUUACUCUGUGAACCACCGAACCUCACGGGGCAGCACAAAGUCCUGGUCCAUGUCGGAGGACUUCAUAUUUCUCCGGGAGAAGUUCACAUCCGGUCGGACAGCCUGCUCACCCUCCCCGCGAUCUUCAGUAUCACAGCUGGAGGAGGGCUGCUCCUCAUCAUCGUCAUUAUUGUCCUACUGGCCUACAGGCGGAAGUCACACGAGAACGACCUCACUCUGAAGCGCCUCCAGAUGCAAAUGGACAAUCUGGAGUCCAGAGUGGCUCUUGAGUGUAAAGAGGCUUUUGCAGAAUUACAAACAGACAUAAACGAGCUGACCAGUGAUCUGGACAGAGCAGGCAUCCCCUUCUUGGACUACCGAACGUAUUCCAUGAGGGUCCUCUUCCCUGGCAUCGAUGACCAUCCUGUGCUCAGAGAACUGGAGGUACCAGGGAGUGGACAGGCGAAUGUGGAGAAAGCCUUGAAGCAGUUUGCUCAGCUGGUGAAUAACAAGGUUUUCCUGCUGACAUUCAUCCGUACGCUGGAGCUGCAACGCUCCUUCUCCAUGCGUGAUCGCGGCUAUGUCGCUUCACUCAUCAUGACUGCUCUGCAAGGGCGCCUGGAGUACGCCACGGACAUCCUCAAGCACCUGCUCUCGGAUCUCAUAGAACGCAACCUGGAGAGUAAAAACCACCCCAAACUACUCCUCCGCAGAACCGAGUCAGUGGCGGAAAAGAUGCUGACAAAUUGGUUUGCCUUCUUGCUCCACAAAUUUCUCAAGGAGUGUGCUGGCGAGCCUCUCUUCAUGCUGUUCUGUGCCAUCAAACAGCAAAUGGAGAAGGGGCCUAUAGACUCAAUCACAGGAGAAGCACGCUAUUCUCUCAGUGAAGAUAAACUCAUUCGCCAGCAGAUUGAAUACAAGACACUGACGCUGAGCUGUGUGAACCCUGACAAUGAGAACAGCCCGGAAAUCCCCGUCAAAGUGCUCAACUGUGACACCAUUACCCAAGUAAAGGAGAAGAUCCUGGAUGCGGUGUACAAGAACAUGCCUUGCUCUCAGCGACCCCGGGCGACAGACAUGGACUUAGAGUGGCGGCAGGGCCGAACAGCUCGAGUGGUCCUGCAGGAUGAGGACAUCACAACAAAGAUAGAAGGCGACUGGAAGAGACUCAACACGCUCAUGCACUACCAGGUGUCUGAACGCUGUGUGGUGGCCUUGGUACCCAAACAGAUGUCCUCUUUCAUCAUUCCCUCCUCAGCCAGCUUUCCACGCAGUAUCAGCAAAUAUGGUAUGGACGUGCCUUUCCGCUCCACCCCGACGAGCCCCGACAGCCCGCACUCCCGCGUGCCCAUGCUGACCCCUGACCUGGAAAGUGGCGUCAAAAUCUGGCACCUGGUCAAGAACCACGACCACGGGGACCAAAAAGAAGGCGAGCGCGGAAGCAAGAUGGUGUCCGAGAUCUACCUGACGAGGCUGCUAGCUACCAAGGGGACCCUUCAGAAGUUUGUGGAUGACCUGUUUGAGACUUUGUUCAGCACUGUGUGCCGUGGCACUGCCCUGCCUCUCGCCAUCAAGUACAUGUUUGACUUCCUGGACGAGCAAGCCGACAGACACGGCAUCAAUGACAUGGACGUGCGCCACACAUGGAAGAGCAACUGCCUUCCUCUACGCUUCUGGGUAAAUGUAAUCAAGAAUCCUCAGUUUGUAUUUGACAUUCACAAAAGCAGCAUCACAGAUGCCUGUCUUUCUGUGGUGGCACAAACUUUUAUGGACUCUUGUUCAACAUCUGAACAUCGUUUGGGCAAAGACUCCCCCUCCACCAAACUGCUAUAUGCCAAGGACAUACCGCAUUACAAAAGCUGGGUCGAGAGGUACUAUGCUGACAUCAACCGCCUACCUGCCAUCAGUGAUCAGGAUAUGAAUGCCUAUCUGGCUGAACAGGCUCGCCUUCACUCCAGUGAGUUCAAUGUGCUCAGUGCCCUUCACGAAAUCUACGCUUACAUCAGCAAGUACAGCCAAGAGAUUAUUGACGCUCUGGAGCAAGACGAACAAGCCCAGAAACAGAAGCUGGCGUAUAAAUUGGAGCAGAUCAUCUUGAACAUGUCUAUGGAGAGCUGA
Menidia menidia (Atlantic silverside) is the source of this 4329-nucleotide messenger RNA. The record is from the annotation of a GenBank genome assembly. NCBI's taxonomy places the organism in Eukaryota, Metazoa, Chordata, Actinopteri, Atheriniformes, Atherinopsidae.